GCUCUAUCAAGUCGUCAUUGUUUCUUGGAUUGAAGAAUAUUAACCUCUUCAGCCAGCAUGUCUCGCGAGGUGUUGAAAGCCGCCAAAGCGGCCUCCCAUGUGAUUGAUGUUCAUAAGAAAUAUACCGUUCAAUCUACUGGUAUUUGGGAGCGGUUGCGACGUCUCCUGGCAGUCGACCCAACCCGUUCGACAGGAGUUCCACUGAAUGCUCAAUUCCGCAACCCCUCGCCAGGAGCCCUGCCGCCUUUAUCUUACGAUGACCCGGUGACUGUUCCCGCAGCAGACCUUGCCGAUAAUCCCUACUGGAAGCGUGACGUUCGCAGAAACUACCCCAGGCUCAGCACUGUUAACCAGGCAGAUGCUGUCGGCCUCCUUAGUUUCGGCAGCCGUGCAGCCCCCAACGAUUCUGCUUUAAAGAUUGGGGAGGCGGGUGAAAAGCAGCUUGUGGAGUCAAAACGAGAAGGCGAGGAACGUGGCCUGGCUGCCCUUUUCAACAAAGACAAAAGUAGUGUACAAAAUGCAUUGGGCGCCAAUGGUUUACCUCCAACUCCCUGCAAUCUGAAUUCUGCAUCGAAAUACCAACUCGGUGAUGAGCAUGGCUAUCCUGCCGUGUACCCAUGUCGUACCUUUGUCUAGUUUUUUCGCCAUAGAUAAAUGCCAAUUGUGUUAAAUUU
This is a messenger RNA of Penicilliopsis zonata CBS 506.65, 674 nucleotides long. RefSeq lists its product as hypothetical. Bases 58 to 636 code for a protein of 192 amino acids. The transcript has 4 exons. Lineage: Eukaryota; Fungi; Ascomycota; Eurotiomycetes; Eurotiales; Aspergillaceae. The record is from RefSeq and is a predicted model, not a curated record.